AUGGAAUUUGAAGAAACCAUAUCAUCGGAAGAUCAGACGUUCUGUUCUCCUACCAAGCCGACAGGUCUUCUGGAGGGCACCUUUCCGAAGCCACUGUCAUCUCCGGGGAAGCGCAUAAAGGUCUUAAUUCGCGAUGCCACAAGCGAGGAUCUUCCAGCACUAGUUGAUAUCUUCAACGAAGAAAUUGCGACCUCUACCUGCACGUUCCGGAUGAGACCAGUGGAUAUCGAAGAUCGACGAGCAUGGCUAUCGGAACUCACAAAAGACGGAUAUCCCUGCCUGGUGGCUAUACACGCCGAUGAUACUGGGAAAGAAACAACAAUCGGGUGGUGCAACUUGUCACGGUAUCGAUAUCAAGAAGCCUACAACGCGUGCGAUUUCAUCUUAUCUCGAUUAGAGUCUUCUAACUCAGAGCGCAGGACUGUAGAAAUCAGCAUGUAUACCCAUCGCGACUUCCGGGGUCGAAACAUCGGAUCGAAGCUGCUCAAAGCUAUCUUGCUGGAAGCACAAAAGCGAAACUACAGGACCAUUCUAGCUAUGGUCGCAGCCGAUCCAGCAUCGAGCGAUCGCGAGAGGUUCUGGGUGCAGCGAGGCUUUGAACUACGAGGCACUCUGAGAGAACUUGGCUUCAAAUUCGAUCGGUGGGUUGAUGUUGGAGUAUACCAACUCAUGCUUGAGGGUCUCGUUCACCGUACCAAGGACAAUUGA
Messenger RNA from Fibroporia radiculosa, 708 nucleotides. RefSeq lists its product as uncharacterized. The transcript has 2 exons. Bases 1 to 708 code for a protein of 235 amino acids. Lineage: Eukaryota; Fungi; Basidiomycota; Agaricomycetes; Polyporales; Fibroporiaceae. Gene Ontology annotation, molecular function: acyltransferase activity, transferring groups other than amino-acyl groups. The record is from RefSeq and is a predicted model, not a curated record.